This is a messenger RNA of Insectozyma verbasci, 891 nucleotides long. Lineage: Eukaryota; Fungi; Ascomycota; Pichiomycetes; Serinales; Debaryomycetaceae. The record is from the annotation of a GenBank genome assembly.
AUGUCAAUCAUCAAAAGGUUAUUCAUUAAGGUUAGUAAUUCAUAUGAUUCAAAUUUCCAAAUAGUACCAGUUAAUACUGAGCAGCCAAUUGAAAUCAAAUCUGAUAUUGGUGUUUUUAAAUUAAUUGUAAAUAUCAAGAAAUUUGAUGGUGCUAAACCACAUUUAAGUAAUUCAUUAUACAAUAUUGGUGAUAAAAAGUUUCUUAAUAAUGAAUCAAUUGAUUAUACACCAAAAGAAAUCACCAAUUGUCAAACAACUCCAAAUUUAAGAAUUAAUAUUGAAUAUACUCCAAAUCAAGAUAUAAAAGGUGGCGAAUUAUUAUUUGGAAAUGAUUUUACAUAUCCAAUAAAAGAUUAUGUACCAACUACAUUAUUAUCCACAGGUUUAAAAUUAUUUAAUUGGUUUAUAAAUAAUACUGUAAAAGGAGAUAUAUAUAAUGAAAAACCAUUUUUGUAUGGAUUAGCUUUAAAUAGUUUUACAUACUUAGGUAUAAAUGAAUCAAAACCCGAAUUAGUAUCAGAUUCAAAAAAAGGUGAUGAACCAGUUAAUUCAAAAGAAAAUUUAAAUUUACAAAAUGAAAAUAUUCCAACUGAUUCAAUUCAAAGAAAGAAAUAUUUCAAUACUGUUGAAAAAUGUAAUGAUGAAUUUAAUUUUAAAAAAGAUCAACAUUAUAAUUUACAAUUUGAUACUGAUUUUUUAAAAUUGGGUGAUUCAAAAUAUUCUGUUGCAAUACCUACAUUUGAUAUAGAUGUUGGUAAUUACGCAAAUGAAACUUUAAAUAAUGUAAAUUGGGUAGUUAAAAAGAAUGGUUAUGAUGGUGUAGGUCAAGGAGAAUUGGGUUUAAUUAUAAAUUUUGCUUUAUUAGAUGAAGAAAAAGAGGAUACAGAAUAG